Molecule: messenger RNA, 2778 nt
Organism: Topomyia yanbarensis
Lineage: Eukaryota; Metazoa; Arthropoda; Insecta; Diptera; Culicidae
Product: nucleolar complex protein 2 homolog
Exons: 2
Coding region: 239-2671 (810 amino acids)
Biological process (GO): negative regulation of transcription by RNA polymerase II; ribosomal large subunit biogenesis
Cellular component (GO): nucleoplasm; Noc1p-Noc2p complex; nucleolus
Molecular function (GO): histone binding; transcription corepressor activity
Source: RefSeq, a predicted model, not a curated record
GCUCAACCGAACACACGUGCGUUUAGUUGGUUUUGUUAGAAGGCGUGUUCGGAUUUAUAAUAUACAGCGUUUAGAUCUUUGUAAUUUGUAAUUUUAUUGAGCACGAUAACCUGUUAGUACAGACUUUGAAUCAGAUCAAGGAAGUUACUUGGAUAGUGGUAAAUACAAAUAAAUAAAUAAAUAAAUCUUUAUACCGAAGUGAACUGUUCUCGGGGUACAGUACAAUUUAUCAUUAAAGAUGAAACCGAAGCCCACUAAGAAACGGCACGAUCUGGAGAGCAUGUCGCUGGACAACUUUCUGGAUAAUAUAGAUGCGGAUUUAGACGACGACAGUAGCAUGGAUGUUACCUCGGCGCCAGAGACUAACCUGGGUCCACCGAUUAAAACAAGACUAAAAAUGCAGAAUGGGGACAAUGUUAAGCUGGAGACGAAAACUGUUGAUAAGAAGAAGAAAACCAAAGAUAAAGUAAGCAAAAGAAAAAAGGUAAAAGUGGAACCAAAAGAUUUGGGUUCUGACGCCGAGGAAACCGACGGACAGAAGGAUGUGGAGAGAGAACAUCAGCAAGCGUUGGCCAAGUUGAAGGGAACUGAUCCAGAAUUGUAUGCAUUUCUAAAGCAAAACGACAAAAAACUGCUUAAAUUCGGAUCAAUGUCACAAAGUGAUGAUGCUAGUGAUGAUAGUGACGAAGACGAAGAUAACGAUGACGAAGACGACGUUGAAGAAGGGAUUGUACAUAAGCUUCCGGACAGGCUGGAAGUUGCUAGCGACGAAAGUGAUUUUGAAGAUGAAGAUGAUUCCGAAGAUGGAGAAAAUGAGGACGAUGUUGAGCCAGGAACCCAGAAGAAAAUUACGUUGAAACUACUGCAGAAAUGGACGGAAGAUUUGACUACCUUUCCAUUGAAAAACGUGGAGAUAAUACGUACUGUCUGUAAAGCAUUUAAUUCGGCGUUGGUCACGGUGACAGGUGAACAGAACGUGAUUCCUGCCUACAAAGCGGAAGGUUCUGCUAUUUUUAACGGAGUAGUACAACUUUGCGUUCUCCAUCUCGGUAAUGCCGUUAAACAGUAUCUCAACGUGAAGAGCUCAAAGGAAUACAAAAAUCUAAAAAAGAACAAAAAAUUUUCCAAGGUGCAGGCUUGCCUUCGAAUGUAUCUAACAGAUUUGACCAAUUUAUUAGAGAAUGUUUCGUCUUCUAAUAUUAUGAAUGUGUUACUGAAACAUCUACAUCAGUUUUCGUCGAUAUUGGUAUGCUAUCCGUCGAUUACGAAGCCAAUCUUGAAACGCAUGAUCAUAAUAUGGAGUACCUCUGAGGAGGAAUCGAUUCGGGUACUGGCCUUCCUUUGUAUCAUUAAGAUUACAUGUGGUCAGAUGCGACGAUUUUUGAGCGAUGUCUUGAAAAACAUGUACUUGGCCUACGUAAAGAACAGUAAGUUUGUUAGUCCGAAUACGCUUCCCGGAAUCAACUUCAUGAGACGAUCCCUAACGGAAAUGUUCACAUUGGACAUGGUCGUUUCAUAUCAGCAUGUAUUUCUUUAUAUCCGUCAAUUAGCAAUUCAUUUGCGAAAUGCGGUUAUCCUUCAGAAAAAAGACAGUUUUCAGUACAUCUACAACUGGCAGUACAUAAACUCGCUAAAACUCUGGUCGGACGUUUUGGCCGCAACCCACAAUAAGAAAGAGCUUGAACCACUGAUUUACCCAUUCGUCAGUAUAGUUACCGGGGUCAUCAAACUUAUUCCGUCGGCGCAAUACUUUCCACUUCGUUUCCACUGUUGUAAAAUGUUGAUUGAUUUGACCGCCCGAACCCGAAUUUUCAUUCCGGUUCUUCCAUUCCUGGUGGAAGUGCUCAACUCUAGUAGCUUCAACGAAGAACACAAAAAGCUGUCGAUGAAACCUGUCAAUUUGACAUGUUUGCUCCGAUUUGCACCGGCUAACAUUCAGGAAAAUGCCUACAAGGACGCCGUGUUGGAUCAAAUAUACGAGCUUUCGCUCGAAUAUCUAGCUUACGAGUCGCAUUCGAUUUGCUUCCCUGACUUGGCCACUCCAAUCGUGACCGCACUUCGCAAAUUCUGUAAAACCACGAAAGUUUACAAAUAUUCGCGCAAAAUCAAACAACUGAGCGAUAAAAUCGUAGAAAACAGUAAUUUUAUCGAGAAGGAGCGCACGUUGCACCCGGUUCGACUGAAUGAUAUUUCCGCUAUUCAAAGCUGGGAGGCAACGCGGAAAGCCAACGGAACACCAUUGUUGACAUUCUAUCAAAGUUUCGCUAAGGAAAACGAGAAGGUCAAACGGCGGCAGGCGACACAGUCGGAGGAUAUCAGCGAUUACAAUCUGCCGACGAUUACGAAGCUCGAUAAGAAACCUACUGCGACAAAGGAAGGACCUACGGAACUCUUCCCAUCGGAUGAUGAUGAUGAUGAUGAUGAAAAUGACAACUUUGAGGAUGUUGAUCCGGAAUUUGACUCAACAGAAAAAAAGAAAAUUCCAAAAAAGCAAAAGCUAGAACCUAAGGUAAAGAAGACGAAAAAGAUGAAAGAAAUCGCCGAAAAGAAGGAAACAAAGAAGAAUAAACUCAAACCGACCGGAGAGAAUGCUGAUUUUCCCCUGGAAAGGACGGAUAAUAACGAAGAAGUCGACAUAUUGAAAGAUUUAACUUUGGAAGAUUGGGAAUAGGGAUCAGUGUUACAUAUUUCUAUAAACAGUUAUAGAAUACCUUUAUUUUUGCAAUUUCACUGAAAACUAAAAAUAAAGAGAUGUUUGUGCUCUAAAACAAAUCACAA